CGCGAAGGGAUAAGCUUGAUUGCAGAUAAGGGUUUUGGUUGCCGGUCAGUAUUCAGCAAGGGAGAUGUCAAAAAUAAGAAUGUUAAUGGCUAAAUAGUGAGAUGCCUCACCCUAGAGUUGCAGGAUUCGAGUGCACUAUGCGAUUCCAACAUCAUCGUAGCACUUACUGUCGAGAGUCCUGUCAUGGAUACAACCACAGUCAUGUCUCAUUUAGAAACCAUUGGAGGUGAUUUUGAGUAUUGCAUGUGGCUUUGAAGAUGAGAAUCAAUUAAACCUAGCGGUGGAAAGUUUUGGUACAAAAGAUGUGAGAAGGUAGUCGAUGAUGCUCUACCAAGGUCAAGGAUGACAUGGACAUUACAAAGUUCAUUAUAUUUGACGAGGAAACUGAGAAGAUUAUUGGCAAAUCUGCUAUUAGCCUGUUUGAUAUGGACGAAAAAAUAGAGGUACUAAUCAUACUUUGGUGCCAAUAGUUUAGCACAUGGUUUUUAAUAUCCAAAUGACUGACACGCCGGAAUGUUCUCAAUUGAAUUGUCUGCCUAUCUCAUGACUGACAAUUAGGAUAUUAUCCAGAAGUCUACAAUUAGGAUAUUUGAAAACAAAUGAUUUUCCGGCGUGUCAGUCAUUUGAAAACAAAUAUCCUAUCUCAUGACAGUGUUGAUGAGUAUAUUAUCCAGAAGUCUACAAUUAGGAUAUUUGUUUUCAAUUGCAUUGUCUGCCUAAUGAGCUUCUAUCAUUAACAACCGUAUUCUGUGUAAAACCAUAUAGAUACAACUGGUCAAUCUGAAUAUCAAAGGGAAAUUGUCGUCUACUCAAUUAUAAAUGCUCCUAAAUUGAAGGUGAAAUUUUGAAGGACCAAUUUGUCAUUGAGGAAUAAUAAAAAUGCACGUCUUUUAUAUUUUUCCUGUCAUAAUCUGAUUUUCCUGCUUAGAUAGUCAGGUAUAAGCCACCAAGUGAGCAACAAUACAUAGCCUGGUGGCCCUGUAUAAAUGACCAAUUCCUGCAGCAUAAGGUAGUAGUGACAUGGUAAAUGACUACAGUGAAGAAACCAACCCAAACAGAGUAGAUUGAGAAGUAAAGGAUAAAUGGCUCUCUGUUUUAUCAACAUACUCAGUAACAUAUCCCUAGCCUCUGAGCUAACAGUGCAAUGCACAACAAUAGAAGAAAUUAAACCACCAUAAAGAAAAGUCCAUCAUAUCUGCAUGUUAAUUUAUUUCCUAAUACUAAUUAAAAGUUAGUGGGAAAUACUAAUUAACAAGUGCAGCAAAAUUGCUAGCGGGCCAAAAGGAAGCAACAUAUUGAUCUUUGCUUUUAUUAGAGUAAUGUAAAUGCUUCUAAGAGUAGUAUUUUGAUGGAUUAUUCUCAAGAAUUUUGAAGAUGAAACGAGGUAAAAUAACUCUAAAACUGAGGUAUUGAUUCUUUUCAUCAUAAUGAACUCAGUCCUGAGGCUUGGACGUAUCAGAGCAAGGCUGCAAUUAUGUUGCAUGAAACAUGUGUUGUUAAUUUAGUCACCCACCAAUGGGUUGCUAUUUACUGAUUUGAGUUGGGAAUGAAAAGUAUUGUAUCAUAAUAUGCUAAUAUAAUGUUUUGAUGUGUCACUAAAGACGUCUCUCUCCUAGAUACAUGGUGAAACUUGAUAUUCAAAAGGCUUAUGACUCGUUUCAAAGGCUAUUAGAGGAACUCUUUAUAGCUUUAAAUUCCAUGAUGAGGUUUUUAUCAUUUGGGUCAUGUUCUGCAUUUCUAUCCUAUCUUAUACUCCCUCCGUCUGGAAAUAUUCUUCCCAUUUGACUUUUUACGGUCUCCAAUAUUGUACUUUGACCAUUAAUAGUUUAAUACCUAUAUUUAUACAUAGAUAUAUUUUAUAAUAAUUCGAUAUUUCAAAACUACGUUUUAAUAGAAAUAUAUUGAUAUUAAAUUUAUAUCAUAAUACAAUGUAUUUUUUCCACAUACCGUAGUCAAAGUUUACAAACUUUGACCAUGAAAAGUCAAAUGAGAAGAUCAUUCCCGGACGGAGGGAGUACUAUAAUUAUCAAUGGCUAUCAUCAUGGCUUUCAUAGAGGAGGGAAGAGAUUGAGGUUGGGACAUUCAAUGUCUUCUCUCCUUCUUUAUAUUCCUAAAGAAGGAUCUUGUCUUUGCUGGAGGGAGAUGAUAAAGGUCAGAGACGAGUCCGGAGACAUGCCCAAAGGAGAUUGCUAUAAUAUCCAACCUAGCUAUGAUUGGCUUCAAGGGGAAAUUAAAGAAUCAUGCCCAGAUGGAAGGAUUGGGUCUGGAACAAGUACACUCCCCCUAUAUUUCGAAUUAUUUUCAGGUUACUCAUGGGAGGGUGACUGCAAACUAGCAGCCGUAUGAGUAGACACCAAAUACUUGUGAAGGGUGUUACUAUUAAAGGGAUGAGGAAGACCGAAGGAACAAAGCUAUACAUUAGAAGCAAAGUACGUUUGGGGAGUCUCUUAAAGCCUUGUUUGGGAACAAUGAUUUCGAUUAACCUUAGUAUUUUUUAUAAAGCUUUAAUGAUGUAGAUUAGUUCUGAAAACGCUAAAGCUAAAGGCUACCGUG
Molecule: messenger RNA, 2553 nt
Organism: Cuscuta campestris
Lineage: Eukaryota; Viridiplantae; Streptophyta; Magnoliopsida; Solanales; Convolvulaceae
Source: the annotation of a GenBank genome assembly